This is a messenger RNA of Conger conger (European conger), 2541 nucleotides long. RefSeq lists its product as uncharacterized. The transcript has 18 exons. The record is from RefSeq and is a predicted model, not a curated record. NCBI's taxonomy places the organism in Eukaryota, Metazoa, Chordata, Actinopteri, Anguilliformes, Congridae. Bases 327 to 2396 code for a protein of 689 amino acids.
AAUUAUUCCGUCGUAGUGAAGUGGCGUCGACAGCGCAUUCAGUUAAAAUUUUGUGUUGAAUGAAUUGCAAGAAUAGAAAGACGCAAAGAAAUAUAAAUUGCACAUCAAUUUACGACUUCCAAGUCGCCAUGCCAUUUGACAUCAUCAUGUUUUGUAAAAACGUCCUAGUCCUUCGCUUAGGUGCCUAUUUGGAGUGACACUCUCACAACAGUGGUUGUCGCAGUUUGAUCUAUCUGUGAUGUUUCACAUCUUGUAAAGGGACAUUCAAAACAGAGUGCCAUGAUCAUCACUUUUGGCUGACUGUCAAAUACAACUUUCUUGGACACAUGGUUCGCUUUGACAUUGAAGAAAGAGGAAGUGUCCACUUUUUGUCCCACCAGCGGGCGGCAGAGUGUGGCUACACCAUGGUAUUCAACUCUCGUGGUGAUCUUGUCCUUCGUGCCUCCUUCCUGGCCUGCUAUGUGGAUAACAAGAAAGAUGCAGAAUUUCGGCUGCACCUGUGGUUUGUGAACAAGGAAGCUAAUGGGAAGGACGUGGCCUACCCUGUGCUGCUAUCCUGCCAUCUCCAGCAGCCCUGGAGCCCUCGCCAGAUUGUGUGCGAGGAGAAUUACAUGGAGGUGUCUGUGAAAAAGGAAAUUUCAACUGCCAGUCGCCAGGAUUUAAAGUGGUUGGAUUCACCUAUUUUGGCACCUGAGGAGGAGAGGAAGGGGCUGGAGAAAUGGCAAGUGGCAUUCCACAAGCCGGAAUACCCUGGAGGGGAGUCGAUGCCUUUACGAGACGCAGAAAUAAUGGGUUACUACAUCAACACCACAGACACCCGCAUAAUUCUGCGUUGUCCCUACUCUUCAGUGAUGUCAUACAUGCUGCAGGAGAGAGGGGUCCCAUUAGAGGUGGUCCAUGCCUCUAUCUUCUAUCACCACAUGUGGAGAGUUUUCAAGGUUGAUGUCUCUGUGGCCUGCACUAUGAACAAGGCCACUACAGAUGGGGAACACAUUGUUGGGACCUUCCCUCAGGUCCUGUCCCCACUGGUGGAGGGGAGGUUCAUGGACAGGGGCAUGUGGUUUGGAAUGGACACACAUCUCUUAAGUGAGUGUUCCAUGAAGGAAUUGGGCUACAAGACUGGGUUACAGAAUGGAGUUGUGGAGAUCAGGAUUCCUCUUGGAGCAAAGGGAGUAUACAUUAAGAGUCAUGUGGUUGAUGAGAAGUAUGCCCAGUCUUCAUCAGUAGAUUUAUUCUAUGUACACAAGUGGAAGGAUGGGCAGUGGGCCUUGACCCAGUAUCUCUCCUUCAGACCGCUAAAAACCCUGUAUGUCCCCAAAAUACCCAUACUCAUCAAGAACACUAUGCCAUCAGAAAAGAUGUUUUCAGUGACCCUUGGACCAUUUCCACAUGACGUGUCUCUGCGCAAUGUCACGAUUGGGGGUGAGCCUCUAUCCCUUGUGGAAACCGUAGAGCUGGGAUUCAAGAUCUCCUUCGUCCCGUUCAACAAUGGCGCCCAUGCCUACCAGCUAAAAGUUCCGUUCUCACACCCUCUCGUCUCUCAGAAGUCUAUAGAUGGUGGAUACAGAAGGUACACCUUAAAAGUUACCUUUGCCUUGGACAUCUCCCCCCAUGGAGACGUCUUUUACCACCAUAGCACUGUGGUGUCUGAUUUACCAGAUAUUGUUCUUCCCAGGUUGGAGGGUAAGUGCACACCUGAGGGUAUAUUGGUACUGCUACACUAUGGAAACCAGGACUUCCAGUGGGAGAUGUACUUGGGGAACCGCAGGCUGGACUGGGAGCUGGUGGAGCUUGGUGGGUACAUACUGAAGACUGAGGAGGAUUACUUCAGUGUUGAGCUACCUCUAUACAGCCUGGGCAUGACUUAUGAGGACCUCAGCUUGCAGGGGCUGGUGGCCAGGGUUGAAGUCACUUUGGUGAAUGUGCAGACGAUGGGAGCAGAACACACCUUUGUCCACCACUGCAGCUUUCCUGUCAGGGAGCUGCUAGUCUGCCUACCAGAAGGGAAGAUUGUGGUACUGGCUGAUACUUCCCGUACCAUCCCACCAAUUGAACCAAACCACACCACCCUACUGGAUCAGAAUUGUAGACCUACUGACUCAGACAGUACCCGGGCCCUUUUCUCCUUUUCUGUGGACUCCUGUGGUACCAUCCAUACUCUGAUGGGGAAUCACCUUGUGUAUGAGAAUGAAGUGAGGUAUAUGGAGAAGCACCUGUCCAUACCUGACCCCCUCAUUGAAGAAAAGCCCCGCUAUAGGCUGACAAUCCAGUGCCGCUACCCUGUGAAUGACACCAGCACCAUCACCAUCUCCCAACCUUUCUACAGUGCCUUCACACCCCCGACACAUGAAAUAAAGGAGGACUUCAGAGGUCAAAGAAAACCAGAGGAUACCUAAAAAGGAGUGAUUGUCAAAACGGGAGCUCCUGCCGGGCCCCUGGGCUGAGGGCCACGAUGCCAGAGGACCACAAUGCCAGAGUGGCUUUCUGGCUGCACUCCUGCGUACACACAACACCUGUAAUAAAGCUGUACUGUUUCCUACU